Molecule: messenger RNA, 762 nt
Organism: Suillus fuscotomentosus
Lineage: Eukaryota; Fungi; Basidiomycota; Agaricomycetes; Boletales; Suillaceae
Exons: 2
Coding region: 1-762 (253 amino acids)
Source: RefSeq, a predicted model, not a curated record
AUGUUGCCUGGUAUCAAUUUCCCCACUAUCAUCGUGACCCAGCAUACGGGAAAAUUAAUCACGACAUUUAGAACAGCCAUGCGCAUCACAUCCAGAGCAUCCUACCGUGUUCUCUCGCCAUUGGGAACUGCUAUAGCUCCCCACCUGCUCAUUGAUCAACUGCCCUACCUAGCCACUCGUCAUGAGUAUACAGGCUUAGAUCUCUGGGACCCUGAUUACUGGGUCAACUACAAAAAGAAUGUCAAAGAAUUGCUCGGCAGACCAUAUGCUCGUCGCUUUUUGUCACUUGGUGGAAUCCUAUGGUGUUUAGCUCUUCAGUUCGGUCCAGCUGACCUCAUUGAACAUGCUAUUGCAGGGCCCUCCUCAGAUGCUACUAACUGGGCAAGCGGGGACAUGUCAAAUGGUUUGUGUGAUGAUAUGGUAACACCAGUGGACAAAGGCAUUCUUGUUGGCUGCAGUCUCCGAGGAUCUGAAAUGUGCUGGCCCCCCUAUGAUCUUUGGGAUGCAUCUACUGGGUGGACAGGGUGCUGGUCUAAUGAUAAUGAGUUGUGGUUCCAAUCACACCUCUCCAAUCUCUCAGAUGGUAGACUCGAUGCUCCAAAAAGUCACCAAGUCUGGAGAAAACUCUUUAAGCCAGCUCCAGCAGUCAUGUCGCAAGAUCCAGCCCAUCGCAGGACUGACCCAUUCACUCAUCCUGUGUUCAGUGAUUUGGGUCAUUCUGUAGAUCACGAACCUUGUUGGGACCUGGCGCAAUAUGAAUGA